AAGCCGAAGCACCACCCCGAAUCCGCGUGACGUCACGGCCGAGCUCCAACGCGAUUGGUUAGCAAGCCCGUCACUCAGCGCUUAGUGCCUGCGAACAGGGAAGAGCGGGUUUAGCUAAGAAAAUUAUAAGGUCAUUUUGAAUUACCGGGAGCUACAGCCAAUCUGCCUUUUACAAAUAAAUAUAUAUAUUUAACAAAUGAUAAUAACAGACUAGGUGAAAUGGCGACGGAUAUCAGCAGGCGGAAGAUUCACCGGCACUGAUAUUUAAAAAAAGAAAGCGGGGGGAAAAAAAACCCACUGUAGAGGUUUGGUUUUAAUCUGAUCAAGGUGGGAAUUGAACGGAAAGGUGGUGCUUACACAUCGCGCCGGAUUGCGGAUAGACACAAAGCGAGGAUGUUACGGCUGGCGUGUACCACCGUCCUGCUCUUCGUGCUCAGGCUGGUCCUGGCUCUGCCCUGGUUUCAGGUUCUUCCUGCUGUCGUCAUCUUCUUCCUGGGAACCGGAGGAUGGGACUCGCUGCGUGUGUUUAUGAAGACCAUCGGCCGAGACCUGCAUGCCGCCGUAGUGCUGCUGAAAGUGAAGCUGAACGUGAAGCGACACCUGCAUGAGCGUAACACCAUCCCCAAGAUCUUCGCCGAGUCGGUACAGAAGUACGGCGACAAGACGGCGCUGAUCUUCGAGGGCACGGGCGAGCGGUGGAGCUUCAGGCAGCUGGACGAGUACUCGAACCGUGUGGCCAACCUGCUGCACGAGCGCGGCUUCAGGGAGGGCGACGUGGUUGCUCUGUUCAUGGAGAACCGCUCGCAGUACGUCGGUCUGUGGCUGGGCAUGGCCAAGAUGGGCAUCGAGGCGGCGCUCAUCAACUUCAACCUGCGUCUGGAGGCCCUGGUGCACUGCGUCAACAUCUCCAACGCCAAAGCCGUGGUGUUUGGCAGCGAGCUGACUGACGCGAUGUGUGAGGUGCACAGCUCCAUGGGGAAAUCCGUAAAGCUCUUCUGUUCUGGUGAUUGGGAUCCCAAGCGAGUACCUGAGGGAACCGAGUGUUUAGAGCCACUCCUCCAGGCCGCACCCACACACAAGCCCAGCCAACCACAGCGCGGCUUCACCGAUCGUCUCUUCUACAUUUACACAUCUGGAACUACUGGAAUGCCGAAAGCUGCGAUCGUCGUCCACAGCAGGUAUUACCGUAUGGCUGCUCUGGUGUAUUACGGUUUCAGGAUGCGGUCGGAGGACGUGCUGUACGACUGUCUCCCGCUUUACCACUCGGCAGGGAACAUUGUGGGCGUCGGCCAGUGUCUGAUCCACGGCAUGACCGUCGUCAUCAAGAAGAAGUUCUCAGCAUCCAAAUUCUGGGAGGACUGCAUCAAAUAUAACUGCACGAUCGUGCAGUAUAUCGGUGAGAUCUGUCGUUAUUUGCUGAAUCAGCCGGUGCGGGAUGUGGAGCAGCGUCACCGUGUGCGCAUGGCGCUGGGUAACGGUCUGCGUCAGUCCAUCUGGGAGGAGUUCAUGCAGCGCUUUAACGUACCGCAGAUCGCAGAGUUCUACGGCGCCACUGAGUGUAACUGCAGCCUCGGCAACUUCGAUAACAAGACCGGUGCGUGUGGCUUUAACAGCCGUAUCCUGCCCUUCGUCUACCCCAUCCGUCUGGUCAGAGUGAACGAGGAGACCAUGGAGCUCAUCAGAGGACCUGAUGGAGUGUGUAUACCAUGUGGUCCAGGUGAACCGGGUCAGCUGGUGGGCAGAAUCAUCCAGAAUGACCCCCUGAGACGCUUUGACGGCUACGUUAACCAGUCCGCCACCAGUAAAAAGAUCGCACAGAGUGUCUUUAAGAAAGGGGACAGCGCUUACCUGUCAGGAGACGUGCUGGUGAUGGACGAGUUCGGCUACAUGUACUUUAGAGACCGUACGGGAGACACGUUCCGCUGGAAGGGUGAGAACGUCUCCACUACUGAGGUGGAGGGAACGCUGAGCCGCCUGCUGGACAUGAAGGACGUGGUGGUGUACGGUGUCGAGGUCCCAGGUGCAGAGGGUAAAGCCGGCAUGGCGGCCAUCGCAGACCCGGACCACACCACAGACCUGGGGAGGUUCAGCAGGGAGCUGGAGAAGGCGUUGCCCCCCUACGCCCGCCCGGUGUUCCUGCGCUUCCUGCCUGAGGUCAACAAGACCGGAACCUACAAGUUCCAGAAGACGGAGCUACGCCGCGACGGUUUCGACCCGACCGUGGUGUCUGAUAAGCUCUACUUCCUGGACUGCACUAAAGGAUGCUACGUCGAGCUGGAUGCCAAACUGCACCAUAGCAUCGCCUCGGGGAAACAAAAAGUUUAAAGAAACCACUGCCGACUCCGCCCACUUCCUCAAACUUCCCUCAUCAGACCCCUCCUCCCUAGGAACCUUUCCACGCCUCGUCCCUCGUUACCUCAGCAACCGCAGCGAGGGGUAGCAGGAGCACUCCACCUCCCAGUUCACCCGUCCGUUCAGACACCCGAAGUGCCCCACCCUCGACCUACCGUGGGCAGGAUGACACACAGACGUCGAUACAAACACUUUGAUAUGCGCUAUAGCGGUUUCUGGCACAAGGAGAGAGAGCGAGAGAGAACACGCCUCCUCGGUUCGUUCUGCACAGCGGCGGCGGCUUGUUUGUAACAUUGAUCUUGAACGCACUCCAAGAAAAGAAAAGAAAAAAAUCCCUCUCUGCUCAGCGAAGGGACCAAAUCGACACGCAUCACGUGUCCGUCCACGUGCAGCAGAGCGAACAGACAGCCAUAAAAGUGACUCGGUGUUCAAAUGCUAUUUAUUUCAAACUUUACCUGCACCAAAAAAUAUUUAAGUUGUAGAAUAGCGUUUAUUUAUAAAAACGUAUCGUAAACAUCGAAUGCAUCAUCUGUGUACAGCUUUGGUGCGAGCGGUUACUGCGCCUGGCUACCGAUAUUCAUUCUUCCAUACCUGUAGGGGGCGGUGUGUGAAAGCGUGUGUGUGUGUGUGUGUGUGUGUGUGUGUGUGUGAGAACUGAAUGUGUCCACGUACGUGGCAUUGUGCGGACCGCACUGUCAGGUCGUACGUCCGAGAAUUCUACACGGCUUCGCGUGGAGGAUCUGGCGCUCGUAGCCACGCCCCCUCGUGCGAGAAAUGAAAACGAUGAAAGGGAACUCGUUUUAAUACACCGUUAUCUGUUUGUUUGUUAGUUUGUUUUAAAGUGGCAGAAGCAUGGCUGCUGAACAGACGGAGCAGUGUGCCUUAACAUGAGCUCAGGCCCUGUCCUAAUCCACCUCACCGUAUCUGGCUCCCUUCCUAGGCUCCCUCCUCCGAAUCUUCCUGUCCGUUUCCUGUAGGUUUUCUCCUGACGAGAUAAACACUCCUGUACUUAUUGGCUCACGUUAGCAAAAUAUAUUAAUAAAAAUCCUCCUAUAUGUGUAUCGAUAAUCAGGUGCAUAAGAAUACAUUGCGAUAUUUACUAGGGAUGCAUCCAUACCAU
Messenger RNA from Ictalurus punctatus (channel catfish), 3472 nucleotides. RefSeq names its product solute carrier family 27 member 4 (gene slc27a4). The record is from RefSeq and is a predicted model, not a curated record. Bases 394 to 2325 code for a protein of 643 amino acids. The transcript is spliced from 13 exons. Lineage: Eukaryota; Metazoa; Chordata; Actinopteri; Siluriformes; Ictaluridae. Gene Ontology annotation, biological process: medium-chain fatty acid transport; long-chain fatty acid import into cell; response to nutrient. Gene Ontology annotation, molecular function: long-chain fatty acid-CoA ligase activity; long-chain fatty acid transmembrane transporter activity. Gene Ontology annotation, cellular component: microvillus; plasma membrane; endoplasmic reticulum membrane.